Cannabis sativa is the source of this 2365-nucleotide messenger RNA. RefSeq names its product rhamnogalacturonan I rhamnosyltransferase 1. The coding region runs from base 453 to 2021 and encodes 522 amino acids. Gene Ontology annotation, cellular component: cytoplasm; chloroplast. The record is from RefSeq and is a predicted model, not a curated record. The transcript has 8 exons. NCBI's taxonomy places the organism in Eukaryota, Viridiplantae, Streptophyta, Magnoliopsida, Rosales, Cannabaceae.
AAGUGAAAAAAAUAGGAUUAGUCAUAAAUGAGAAGGGAGGAGAUCCCUUUCUCCCGUGAUUUUAUUUGAAAAGCCUGAAUCUUUUAACCAACUUAAAAAUAAGAGAGAUAACAGAUACACACACAAACACCCCCAAACUAAACACCAUUUUUUAUAUAUUUAUAUAAUAUAUAUUUUAUUUGGUCAUAUAAGGAUUGAAGGGGUAGUUUUAUAUUUGCAGCAAAAACAAACUAAUAUUUUCCCGGAAAAGGAAAUCACACCAAGCAUUGGACUGAUUCUUGUUUUGGUUUGGACUUUGGGAGAUAAAUUGGAGAUAGGGCUUUUUAUGUGGUUCUGAUUUGGAAUGUGAAUGGAAAUUUCGGUAAUUGGAGUGGUGCAUUGAAUUGGGUCGCAGUGAUUAGUUUUUGGGAAUAAUUAGCCGAUGAGACGGCGAUGUGGUGUGUAGUAGAGAAAUGGAGGUUAGAUCUGACGGCGUUCCGGUUCGGUGCGAUAAGAUUCCGGCUCCGGUGAUUCCCCGGACCCGUUUACAGGUCUGGUUCAUUCGUGUCUGCUCCAGCAUUUUGCUAUGGACGUGUUUGGUUCAGCUCGUAGCUGUUGGGGAGCUAUGGCAUCCACAUUUUUUCAACAAUAUAACAAAUCGGAUAUCUCAGAUUGCCAUGGUUCCGCGUGCCAUUCAAUCACCACCACCACUGCUUCCAGCAAGAAAAUAUAAAAGUAAUGGUUUUCUCAGGGUGUCCUGCAAUGGGGGCUUAAAUCAAAUGCGUGCAGCGAUAUGUGAUAUGGUGACGAUUGCUCGGCUUUUGAAUCUUACGUUGGUUGUACCAGAGCUUGAUAAGACGUCUUUCUGGGCUGAUCCUAGUAACUUUGAAGAUAUCUUUGAUGUGAGACAUUUCAUUGAUUCGCUGAGAGAUGAAGUUCGAAUUGUCAGAAGACUGCCUAAGAGGUUCAACAGGAAACACGGACACAAACCCCUUCAAAUGCCUCCUGUUAGUUGGUCAAAUGAAACCUACUACUUGCAACAGAUUCUGCCACUGUUCAAGAAACAUAGGGUGUUGCAUUUUAACAAGACAGAUGCACGUUUGGCAAACAAUUGGAUUGCUCUUGAUCUUCAGAAACUUAGGUGUCGUGUUAAUUUCCAGGCUCUAAAAUUCACUCCCCAGAUUGAGACGUUGGGAUACAAAUUGGUUCGGAUACUUCAGGAAAAGGGGCCUUUUGUGGCUUUGCAUUUGAGAUAUGAAAUGGACAUGUUGGCUUUCUCAGGUUGUACUCGUGGUUGUUCAGAGAAAGAAGCUGAGGAGCUCAAACAAAUGAGGUAUGCAUACAUCUGGUGGAGAGAUAAAGAAAUAGAUUCUGAAAUGAGAAGAUCGCAAGGUUUGUGCCCUUUGACACCAGAGGAGGCAUCAACAGUUUUGCAAGCAUUGGGAUUUGACAGGAACACACAGAUCUAUAUAGCAGCUGGUGAGAUAUAUGGUAGUGAACGGAGACUUGCAGGGCUAAGAGCUGCAUUUCCACGAAUUAUUAAGAAGGAAAUGUUGCUUGCCCCUGAGGAGUUGCAACAAUUUCAGAACCAUUCAUCUCAGAUGGCUGCUUUGGAUUUUAUGGUUUCAGUAGCCAGCAACACAUUUAUUCCAACCUACGACGGAAACAUGGCAAAACUUGUUGAAGGUCACCGUAGGUGUGUAAUAACUUUCUCAACAUUGGUUUAUGCGAUCAAAAUGGGACAAACUCCUAAUUACAUUUCCUGCAGGUUUCUGGGCUUUAAAAGAACUGUGUUACUGGAUCGGAGAAAACUUGUGGAGUUGUUGGAUAUGCAACAGAAUGGGACGUUAUCAUGGGAUGAGUUUACUGUUUCUGUUCAAUCGGUGCAUGAGAAAAGGAUGGGACAACCAAGUCGACGCAGAGUAAUUGCAGACAGGCCAAAGGAGGAAGAUUAUUUUUAUGCAAAUCCCCAAGAAUGCUUGUGUGAGAGAACAAGUUGCGAUGACUUGAUUAGCCCCGGUAACUCAACUGCAAUUGGGUGACUGCAAGCAAAAACCAAAGUAUUGGAUUGAUACCACGGAAAGGUUUUCACACAGAAGGUUAACAAGAACCAACAUCUUUUAACAGAGAUAGCCUUUGAUUACCUUGUAUACCCACACCCAAGAGUUUUGUAGGAAAUGGUAUUAAAAAGAAAGGAUGGUUGAGCUCGCAUUUGAGCAUCUAAGUUGUGGUGUUCCAUUUUUUUACUUUAUUUCUUCAGUGUUUAUAUCUAUAUAUUUGUUUAUUCAUGAGUGUUCAAAAGUGCACUUCAAUUUUACACAACAUAAUCGAGAAUUGCUAAAUGUAGCCUUUGUUUGAUCUUCAUGAGAAAAUAUAUUUGAUGGGA